CGCGACGCGCGACGCGGACCGCACUCGCGACGCUCGGCGCACCGAAGUCCGAUGAUGACGCACGCGAUGCCGACGCGCGCGGCGAUGCCGACGCGCGCGGCGACGACGCGACGCGAAAGAUGCGAUGACGGCGUCGCGAUGACGACGACGACGACGACGCGCCGACGCGCGGUGACGCGACGCGCGGCGACGCGAACGACGACGCGGACGCGAACGGUGAUGCGCGCGGUGAUACCGCGACCGGGCGCGAGCGUGGCGGAGGGACUGGAGAUACCGUCGUACGAACACGUGCGAGAGGCGUACGAAAAGGUGAGCGGAGGGGUGGUGCGCUCGCGGUGCACGCACUCGAAGACGCUGAGCGCGCUGACGGGGAUGGAGAUUUACUUGAAACACGAGUGGGAACAAGCGACGGGGUCGUUUAAGGAGCGAGGGGCGCGGAACGCGCUGAUGGCGCUCGACGCGGAGCAAAGAAAGCGAGGCGUCAUCGCGGCGAGCGCGGGCAACCACGCGCUGGCGCUCGCGUAUCACGGAAGAGAACUCGGGAUUCCGGUGACGGUGAUCAUGCCGUCGAUCGCGCCGCUGACGAAGAUUACGAAGUGCCAAAAGUUGGACGCGCGCGUGAUUUUGGAAGGGGACACGAUCGCGGACGCGGCGGCGUAUGCGAAAGAGAACUACGUCGUGAAGGGCGAAAUGCUCAAGUACAUCAACGGUUUCGACGACUUUGAAAUCAUCUCCGGCGCCGGUUCGGUCGGUAUCGAGAUGCUCGAAGACGUUCGCGACGCGGACGCCGUGGUGAUUCCCGUCGGCGGUGGUGGCUUGAUUGCCGGUAUCGCGCUCGCCGUGAAGCACCUCAAGCCGGGGUGCCAAGUCAUCGGCGUCGAGCCCGAGCGCUGCGCCUCCAUGACGCUCGCGCUCGAAGCGGGUGAACCCGUCAAGGCGCCGACGACGGCGACGCUCGCUGAUGGUCUCGCCGUUCCUACCGUGGGUCCGCGCUCGUUCCAAACCGUUAAAAACUUGAUUGACGAUAUCGUACUCGUCAGCGAGUCAGACAUCGCCGUCGCCAUGUUGAGACUUCUCGAAAACGAAAAGCUCGUGCAAGAGGGCGCUGGGAUUUCCGGUUUGGCCGCACUCUUGACCGAUAAGCUCCCCGGUCUCAAGGGCAAGAAAGUAGUGGUCGCCAUGUGCGGUGGUAACAUCGAUACGAGCACGCUCGGUAAAGUGCUCGAGCGCGGCUUGGUCUCGGACGGGCGACUCGUGCGCUUCGCGUGCGUCGUUCCCGACAGACCGGGUGGUAUCGCUGGCGUGUGCAACAAGAUAGCCGACGUGGGUGCUUCGAUCAAGCACAUCGUUCACGAGCGCGCUUGGUUAGACCAAGACUCUCACUGCGUCCUCGUCGAUGUCGAAUGCGAAGUGACCGACAGUAGCAUGGGCGAGGAGCUCUACGACGCCAUCAGCUCGGCGUACGUCCUGCGUACCGCUAACUUUGGACCGGCGAACCGCCCGAAGGUCCCCGCGCGAACGCCCGCACGUCGAGACGACGUCGACGCAAAUGAUCUGAAGAAUCCUGUGACGUCGUGCGAUUUGUUCGACGAAGACUGCACGUCCAUUUACCCCGAAGACGAGUAACUCCGGUUACGCCGUCGCAGCAUCGCAUGCAUCGCGC
Molecule: messenger RNA, 1663 nt
Organism: Ostreococcus lucimarinus CCE9901
Lineage: Eukaryota; Viridiplantae; Chlorophyta; Mamiellophyceae; Mamiellales; Bathycoccaceae
Exons: 1
Coding region: 220-1626 (468 amino acids)
Biological process (GO): L-threonine catabolic process; L-serine catabolic process
Molecular function (GO): threonine deaminase activity; L-serine ammonia-lyase activity
Source: RefSeq, a predicted model, not a curated record